AGCUGGUAGAACACCCCUGUAUGGCCAAACUGAAGGCCCGGUCCGUAUGGAUACACGUGGAACUGCCCGGACAGGACUUUGACGCCCCAGACCUGCCCGAGUCCUAUACAUUCCCAUCGAUGGACAGUAUUGCCGACAAUCUGGUCAAUGUUCUCAACUAUUUCAACAUCAAAUACUGUGUGACUCUGGGCGAGGGCGCCGGCGCCAACAUAAUAGCCCGUUUUGCGAUGUCUUUUCCCGACAGAGUUUUGGGAAAUAUAUUAAUUCACUGCACGUGUAGUGUUGAGAGUGUUAUGCAAUACUUUCACGAUAAA
This is a messenger RNA of Medioppia subpectinata, 314 nucleotides long. Lineage: Eukaryota; Metazoa; Arthropoda; Arachnida; Sarcoptiformes; Oppiidae. The record is from the annotation of a GenBank genome assembly.